AUGGCCUCGCAUGACCAGAAUUCGCUGAACAUACGGACGCUAAGAAGCGACGAGGCCGAAAUUAGUCUCCACCCAAACGUAUCCAAUGAUUCAUCUGCUAUACCGAGAUCCUCAGGCAGCUCGGAUCAGUUCGAAAUGCACCCCCUGCAGAGACCAAUCGACCCUUUACUUAGCUCCCAGUGCUCUCCAGUGUCGAAUCACAGCUCUGGGGAAGACAUCGAACAACAAUCAAGCUCGGACUUGGAUGAAAGCAGCGAUGAUGAGCCAUCAAAGCCAAAGCGCCCGGAAUGGCAGGACCCUGUGCGUUGGUGUGCAUGGGCUAAUGUCGCAGUCUUGCUCAUCAAUAUUAUCUUCCUUGCCGUCGCUCUAGGAGUUUCUGCGAACGGCGUGAGCUUCGACUCAGUUGUGCUAUCUCGCGGUUCUAGAGAAGCAAUCGACAGAGCCAAGACCGGACUCCAUCUUCUCGUCAACGUGCUAAGCGUUACUCUAACAGCUACUAGCAGCUACUGCUGCCAUAUUGUCCUAGCGCCGUCUCGCAAGGCUGUCGACGAGGCUCAUUCGCAGCGCGUCUGGCUCACUAUCGCCACAUUUGGUCUUCAAAACUUCUCCAAAGUCAGCUGGAAACGCAAGUUCUUCUGGUUGCUACUUACAGCGACAUCGCUCGCAAUACAGCUCAGCUACAACUCAGUCGUCUACUCGUCUCAAAAUGUCAACACAUACUCAGCAAUUAUCGCACCCGAGGCCUUUGUCUCAAACACGAGCAUGCCUACACAUGAUUUUAAUGUCACAUCGUGUUUCAAAACUCUUGCGGGCCAUGACGCAGACGACCUCCGAGACAAAAUUCUCGCUGAACGCUUCCAGCGCUUAUCUGUUACGGAUUGCCUCAACGAAUAUGCUGUUGAUUUUCUAUCAGAUCGACGCACUGUCAUUGGCAUUACUUCGGACUCAAAUGCUAAUAACUCGCUGUACUUUAGUGGAUACGGCUAUCCAAAUAAUCUUGCCUCGAUUAAUUAUAAAACAGAUCCAAACCAUGCAGCACUAUCGACAAGCUCGGAAGAUGCCAUCAAAGUGGCUAAUGAUGGAUCAGGUAUGGGUCACGAUUGGAUAUGUGAUGGAGAUAUCGGGUCGAUGGAUCGGGAACUCAUUUGCCAUCCUGAAUAUCUCACAACGGACCAUCAUCCAUUUAAAAUGGUGGCCCAAGUUGAGAGCAACAGGGAUAGCUUCGACCUAGCUCUCCAUACGAGCAGUUGCGACGUUCGUCCAACCACUUUUGGUUUAGACCUUAAUUUUACAAUCGAUUAUUGCUUGAGCGAAAACAGCGUGGAAAACUACCAGCUAAUUUUCUACGUCCCCAUCGCCGUGGCUGUGAUCAUCUGUAGCCUGGUCAAGCUGAUUUGCAUGUUUCUGAUUGCCUACGAGGAUCGACAUGACUUAUUCUUGACUAUUGGCGACGCUAUCUCCUCCUAUCUUCAGCGCCCCGAUCCGACCACGGCAAACCGCUGCAUGUUAUCACGCUCAAUGGCCAUCCCUCCAUCCCGGGCGUUUUUCAGAAAGGUAGUGGACGAAUAUCACUGGACUUCGAGUUUCCCAAGCCACCCAAGAAUGGACCUCCCAGCGUUACCCCCUCCUCCGUUUCCCCAGAAACCUUCUGAGUACUCUCAGCUUCAAAACUUUUCAACUGGGCUUCAACUUCCUCGCCGAUGGAAAAAGGCCCAGAGUCAUUUUAUAUGGGCUUUUACCACGAUCAUCCUAGUCGUGUACAUUGCCGGUAUUCUUGCGCUCUCCUACGCGCCAAAGAUCGAAGCCAGAUCGGUUCCUCGGAGCGCUUAUGAUGGUGUUGAUCCCUUUCAAAUCAAAGGUUUUGGCAAGAUGAACCCCGAAGCUUUGUUGCUUAAGCUUCCCUCCAACUAUGUGACUCUCGAGAUCCUCAUUAACGCUCCGCAGCUCAUAGUGUCUGUCCUCUACUAUCUACUCAACGAUGCGUUGACAAGGAUGCUAUUGGCUGUGGAGUACAACAAGUAUGCGCUUGGCCACCGCCGGCUACGAGUUUCCUUCCCGCGGGGACAGCAACGAUCAACAUUCUAUCUCACCAUUCCGUAUCGCUACAGCGCACCAUUACUUCUGGCAUUCGUGCUGAUUCAUUGGCUCAUCUCGGAAGGGUUCUUUUUUGUUGAGAUAGUCCCAAUGGAUUUUCAUGGAAAGGAGAUACAAGGUGCAAAAGUCUUGACGGCCUGUGUCUCGGCUAUUCCCCUUCAAGUCGGGCUUUACUUGACUAUAUUGAUGGUGGCUGCUGUCAUAUGGGUGGGGUUCAACAGAUUUGCGGCGCCUCUUAUGCCAAUGGCAAUCAAUUGCAGUGCUGCUAUUAGCGCUGCUUGUCACCCUCCACCGGGUGAUAUGAAAGCGGCAUUUAAGCCUGUCAUGUGGGGCGAGGUCGACAUGCCUGUCGCUGGGGACGGUCAGUGUGAGCAAUAUCGUCAUUGCUGCUUCACUUCGAAAGAGGCGAAGCCCCCUGACCCAGAUAAGGAAUAUGCCUGA
Penicillium arizonense is the source of this 2535-nucleotide messenger RNA. RefSeq lists its product as uncharacterized. Bases 1 to 2535 code for a protein of 844 amino acids. NCBI's taxonomy places the organism in Eukaryota, Fungi, Ascomycota, Eurotiomycetes, Eurotiales, Aspergillaceae. The record is from RefSeq and is a predicted model, not a curated record. The transcript has 3 exons.